This is a messenger RNA of Penicillium cosmopolitanum, 213 nucleotides long. RefSeq lists its product as uncharacterized. The transcript has a single exon. Lineage: Eukaryota; Fungi; Ascomycota; Eurotiomycetes; Eurotiales; Aspergillaceae. The coding region runs from base 1 to 213 and encodes 70 amino acids. The record is from RefSeq and is a predicted model, not a curated record.
AUGGAUUGGUCGACACAUUCCCGCGCAACGGCUCAGCCGGUACUUUCUGGUCGAAGGAAUCGCCUCGAAAGCCCCCUGUCCCUAAUCCAUGUCAGCGGCGCCGCUAUCUACGAGGCUAUCGAGUUAUCGCCAUCGUCGGAGAAUGGCUGUAUUUUCCAAACUUUGCCCAUCUCGUUCCCCGUCCCUCGUCGCUGGAUCCCGACCGGGGACUAG